CUCACACACAGGUACGAGGAGCACGGAGAAGGGGCGGGCAGCAACGAAGCGAGCACUAUCUGGAGAGAGCACUCCACACAAUGUCGGACAGCAUCAGGUCCAAGAUUCAGGAGCUGGAGAAUGAGUAUGCCAGGACACAGAAGAACAAGGCGACAAGCCAGCACCUCGGUCUCAUCAAGGCUAAGGUCGCCAAGCUGAAAAGGGAGCUCCUCGAAGCGGACUCCGGGGGCAGGGGAGGCGGCGGAGGAGGGGGAAGAGGUUUCGACGUGAGCAAAGCCGGCGACACCAGAGUGGGCUUCGUCGGCUUCCCGUCCGUCGGGAAGUCUACCCUGCUCACCAAGCUCACAGGGACGCACAGCGAAGCCGCCGCUUAUGAGUUCACAACGCUUACUGCAGUACCCGGCACGCUCAACUACAGAGGAGCGAAGAUACAGAUGUUGGAUUUGCCUGGGAUUAUUGAGGGCGCGAAGGACGGCAAGGGUCGAGGCCGACAGGUCAUCUCAACAGCCCGAACGUGCAACAUGCUGCUAAUUUGCUUGGACGUGAUGAAGAGCAUGACGCACAAGAAGGUGAUCGAGAAGGAGCUGGACGGAUUCGGGAUCCGUCUUAACCAGAAGCCGCCGGACAUCGUGUUCCGCAAGAAGGACAAGGGCGGUCUUAACUACCAGGAAAUCGUGCCUCAGUCGGAGCUGUCUCACGACGUGGUGCAGUCGGUCCUGCGAGAGUACCGGCUGCACAGCUGCGACGUUGUGGUGAAGGAAGACGUGACGAUCGACCAGUUCAUCGACGUCGUAGAGGGGAACCGAAAGUAUAUGCCGGCGUUGUACGUGAUGAACAAGAUCGAUCAGGUGACGAUCGAAGAGCUGGACAUCAUCUGUCAAAUACCGCACCACGUGGUGGUUUCUGCGGCCCACGGUUGGAACAUCGACGAGCUUCUGGAGAAGGUAUGGGACUACUGCAACAUGAUCCGCAUCUACACCAAGCCAAAGGGCCAGAUCCCGGACUACAACGAGCCCGUCAUCCUCCACGACACCAACCCGUCCCUCGAGAUGUUCUGCAACCGGAUACACAAGGAUAUUUUGCCGCACCUUAAGUACGCAUGGGUGUGGGGGUCCUCCGUGAAGCACCAGCCAAUGAAGACGGGCAAGGACCACCGCCUCAACGACGAAGACGUAGUGCAGAUCGUGAAGAAGGUUUAGGCGUACGUGUAUCAGGCAGGCGAAUGCAACCUCCUACUCUUCUCCAACAGAGGUUUGGUGCGUCAUGCAGCGCUUUUUAAGCCUCGAUUGCCGGAGGUGUUGCCUUCUAAGUAUGGCUUUGUUGAGGCUGAGGGAUGCUGAUGCUUCGACCCCUCUCGUCUCCGCGAAGAGCGGCGUCUGAGGUUGUGUUUGUUUUUUGCCGUGAUGUGCAAAUGCGCCCAGAAAAUGUUGGUUGUCAAAGAAGGUUUUUAGAUGAGCUGCCACUACACCAGUGCACAAAUAAGCCGCCCCAGCCCGAAAACAGGGCAACACGAGGUCUAUUGUCAAAGACAUGGGCUCCUUUUCUGUUGCAUGGACUCUUAUGAUGCGUAUUAACGACAGAACACGUUCGAGUAUUGCAGAAAAGUUGGAAGACAACUAUUGCAGAAAAGUUUGAAGACAACUAGCUACAGUAUUGUAGUCGGUAUUCUCCUCGAUUCGACUGCUGUACCUUCGGCCGGCGAGCGAGAAAAGAGGUUUGCACCGGGUAGUUGCUUGUGUGGCAGCGGGGCCCAGGACGAGAACCUGCAACGUUGCAUUCGGUGGUACUGCUGGGGCUCCUCCCGGGCGUAUCUGUCAGGCUGCGAAGUGAAUCGUUGGCAUCGCUGGACUUCUUGGUUCUUCGAAUUAUUGCUUGACGUUACGUGUCCGGAUCCACAACCGCAAUAAUUGUUUUAUC
Ectocarpus sp. CCAP 1310/34 is the source of this 1917-nucleotide messenger RNA. Lineage: Eukaryota; Phaeophyceae; Ectocarpales; Ectocarpaceae. The record is from the annotation of a GenBank genome assembly.